AUGGCGUCUCUAGGCUAUGAUGCAACGGACGGAGGCAAAACUGGCUAUAAAGUCUUGCCUCUCGUUAUAUCCGAGGAGUACGGGAAACUUCCUCCAGCAAAAUUAAGUCUGUGGGAUGGAAAGACAAGGUCUUGGGUUCAAGUCCUCAACGAGAAGUUGGACUCACUGAUUGGCGUGCGAUACGCUAUCAGGAAUAGUGGAGUCCAUCUUAUGGCCAUCCAGCAGCUCGAUACCCCUCAGCUAGAACCGCUAGACGAACCCUCAAAACCACAAUUUGGAAGAGUUGCCUCUCUUGUUUUCGGAAAACCCCCUAAAGCUGGCCCCAUACUUUAUAACGUGAAGAAAGUUCCACGUGAUACACGUCGACCCCUUGACGGUAGAUGCUUGCGACUUGAUUUUCGAAUUUUGGACGGCGGCCUCGUUUUUGGCGUCGACAUAACGGAGUUAAAUGCUUCUAACCCUCUCGGAUUUGCGAGUGGUGCUAAAUUAGCGUUAAAGGGUAUGCUCGAUGCCAAGUCUAAAGUUCUGAGCUUCCAAAAUGAGGGAGGGUCGAUCUGGCUCAGACUAGAAACCUCCCAGAUUCUCGAACCUGAAGAUGAACCUUUAACAGUACUUUGGUCAGGCAAGUCAAUGUGGCUAGGCGUCAAUGAACGUAUCUUGCCUUGGAUCGAUAUCGACAAUGUUGAAACUAACAGCAGGUCCGCGGAGCUAAGCUCUCCAAAUACUACUGCUAAUACCCAGGUCCCAACUAUUACCCACGUCACAAAAAAUAGCCAUACUCCGACAACCCACCCCAAAACUAUGCUUGGGGAAAAGACUCCAGACGAAAACACUGCUCUCUCAACUCUAGAACGUACUUCGAAACCUGGUUUUUCUUUUCCCAAUUUAGGAACCUCUCUCGACAAAGUUGCUGUCUUUUACUGGGAGCCUGAGGUUCAGAAUUGGACCCGUAUUUUGCCAGAAGCAGCGGGGCAAACUUUUGGUCUUUCUUUAAACCUUCAGCUACUCCCAAACGGAAUCGAGUUCAACCUGCUUCACCAAGUUCCAGGAUUCGUAUCCAGUUCAGGCAAUUCUGGAGUUAAAACCACACAGGUAUUAGGCUCCAUGAAGUGGUACCUCGGAGAGGAGUUCACCAACAACAUUCAAUACCACAUUCGAAUGAAGGAAAGUGAUGGGGGUCAUCGAUUACCAGUGUUUUAUAUUAAUCUUCCGGAGAUCUUCAAGAUGGAAUUAGCAGAAAAGGGCGGGGAAAUCUUUGAUAGCAUGAUCGACGUGGCUCACCAGAUCUUCCUUGAAGCCAAGCACAAAACACAAGCUAAAUCAUACUCCAACCGAUGGAUCUGCGUCAAAACAACGACUACCCAAAACUUAUCAUUUGCUAUGGAGAUUCUUCAGCGUGAGGGCUCUCCAUAUACUCUUUGCCGUUCAAGCGCGGUCCCCCGGCGGUCGAGGACAUGA
Molecule: messenger RNA, 1458 nt
Organism: Orbilia oligospora ATCC 24927
Lineage: Eukaryota; Fungi; Ascomycota; Orbiliomycetes; Orbiliales; Orbiliaceae
Exons: 2
Coding region: 1-1458 (485 amino acids)
Source: RefSeq, a predicted model, not a curated record